Molecule: messenger RNA, 2469 nt
Organism: Pochonia chlamydosporia 170
Lineage: Eukaryota; Fungi; Ascomycota; Sordariomycetes; Hypocreales; Clavicipitaceae
Product: pentatricopeptide repeat protein
Exons: 1
Coding region: 1-2469 (822 amino acids)
Molecular function (GO): protein binding
Source: RefSeq, a predicted model, not a curated record
AUGCCCUGCAGGCCACUUCUAUUCGACUUGCCGAGCCGGAAUGGCCCGAUAUGUCGAACAUGCCUGCUUGCCAUCCGGCAAAAGGUGGUGCCUCCAAGGAUAGCUGCGUACAGCUCACAGGCGACCUCAAAAUCGAGGACAAAUGAACGUUCUCGGAAUACUGGCUCGAUUUCCAGGCGGCCCAACAAGACGGAAUUGAACCAAUACCUCCAGGGCAUCAAAGACUUGCAAGCAAAUGCGAAAGGGGACCAAGACAAUGGGGUUUUCUCCGUACGAUUCUUCGAACAAGACGAGCACAGGCGAAACGAGCUGCCAGACAAUGAGGCAUUCAGUCAUUCCGUUGGGAAACUGGACGGGUCUGAAUUAAAGGAAGCUCUUCGAGAUAUUCAAGCCAGUUUGGGGUCAAGGGAAGAAAUAGAUGCAUUUCAGGCUGUGCUACGCGAAGUCGGAGGCGACGUGGGGAAUGUGGGAUCUGCGAAGGAUCUGGAAAAGAUGAUGGAAAGGAUGGAAGCAUAUACCAAGUCAAUCGACGCCGAAAUCGAACAUGCCGGCUCCAACUUGCCGAGGGAGAUGUUGGACGAGCUGCAAAGAGACCUGGCAGAUCUGCCGCUCUCAGAUGAGGGUCUGCAACCCCGAAUCGCACUGCCUCAGAUUCCCGAAAAACAGUGGACGCCGAAUCAGCGAAAGAAGAUUAAUAGGCUAAACGUGGUGCUGUCACGAGCCUUUCGAGAGUCUCGUCGCAGCUCUGGGCUCACCAAGAAUAGCGUUUCCGCAGUGUACAAGGCCUACCACGCUGCGCGGCUCACCUUGGCUAGAGGCUGGGGUCACGUUCCCAUCGAAGUUUGGGAUUUGCUGUGGACUGUGCUUUCAGCAGACGAAUCCAUCAACAUUCACCGCCUGGCGCAUGUCUCCCUGCUGGCCAGAGACAUGAGCGAAGCCAGAGUGACACUGAGCCCCUCCCAGCAGCUCGUCACAAUUGAGGCCGUCUUCGUGGAUGGCUGGGAGGCAAAGGCGAUUGAUAACUGGAAACGCUGCGUCAGUACUCUUGGCGACGAGAAGGCCGAAACCUUUAAGGACUACUGGGAGCUUGGAGUGCGCAUAUUUUGUCGGGUGGGCGACCUUGAUCAAGCCGAGCGAGCGGCCAACAAACUGCUGCAACGACACAUGGAUCCACGCAUCUUGAUGCCCCUGGUUCGAACGCUGUCCGAACAGGCGACGACAGAGAGCCAGGAGCGGGCGUGGACUACAUAUCGAAAGAUGCGAGACUUGCUGGGCAAGACCAUGAAGCUGUCAGACUACGACCAAGUCAUUUCUUACUUUUUGGCCACGAACCAGACAGAAAAUGCCCUGUACGCAUUUGUCGACAUGAUGAGUGACGGAGAGAUUGACCUCAAGAAGCAAAAAUACAUGCCCUCAGUGGUGGCUAACAAAUUCUUCUUGGGCAAAUGGCUAAAGCGACUCAUCGGUGCCGGUGAUUUACACGGAGCCUUCAACGUCGUAGAGUUUAUGCGCGAAAGGGGCGUGGCCGCGUCUCCCAUUCACCUCAAUGGCCUCAUUGGCGCGUGGCAGAGAUCAGGAGGUACGGAGGAUUUGGAACGGGCAGACAAAUUGGCCUGGGACAUGAUUGAGUCCCGAAUCCGCUUUGUCAAGUCGAGGGCUGUCGGGUCGUCAGCAGAACCAGAAUCCACAGUCUCCUGGCCACGAGCCACACUUGAAACCUUUUCCCUCAUGGCAGAAAACUACCGUCUCCGAGAACUGCAUACCCGCAUGGAAUCCCUGUGGGACGCCUUUCACGAGUCGGAAAUCAGUCCAGAUGCCUUCAUGAUGAACCAGCUGCUCGAAUCUCACCUCCAAGCCGGUCAGCCCAAGGACGCACUCGACCUGUACCGUUCCCUCGUCACAGAACGCGGCAUCUCUCCCGAUCCAUAUACCUUUAGCGCCCUGUGGAAGACUCUGCCCGUCAACAGACUGCACACCAUUGCCCCAUCCUCUCUGCCUGCAGAAAUCACAACCACGCGGCAACUCUUUUGCGAAACGGCCAGCUUUAGAGCCGUGUUUGAACCAGACGGCAUAGAUGGCCAGCUUGCGCGGAAAAUUCUCCACACCUUUCGCCGUCUCAAAGAUGAUGCGGGAUUCCUUGUGGCCCUGACAGCGUUGAAACAGGUUUUCAAGUUCUUGCCCCCAGAGACACUAGUCAUGGAACUUUUGCUCGGAACGACAAAGAUAUCGUGGGAGAGCCCGUCGCAGCGAAAGCGUCUCAUUUUCGCCAAGAGAACAUUGGACAAUGAGUUGUCGGCAUGGGCAGAUGGUGACAUGGACAAGCUACAGGGGGAUAGGCGGGGAGAUGCUCUGUACAAGUAUUUGCAGAGAAAAUUUUGGUUGCAGGGUGCGGAUGAGCAGCGGAGAGAAGGUUUAAUGAAUGCCGCGCGGGAAAUGGGCGUGUACGAUGUGCUGGCUAACAAGAUGUGA